AUGGCCUCAUCUUUCCUCACCGAUGCGGGACUAGUGUCCGAGACGGUAGGAGCAAAGACCAGUUACCGGCGCGAGUUUGACGAGAUGGAAAACCGCAUUCGGAAAUGCGAACGGGAACGAGCUGAACUGGAGCAACGUUUCGCCGAGCUGAUGCGGGAAAGAACUGAUUGCGAGCGAGCUGCAGCCCGCGCUAUGAAACAGCGCCACAAACGGCAGAUCGAAGCGGACCGUCAACGCGCGGAACGGAACGAGAGCAUUCUUAGGAUGCUGAACAAGAUCGAUCUACAGGCGGCAUCUCUGGCUGCCAAAACAGACCGACUGAAAAUGCUGAAGACCCAAUAUGAAAUGUAUCUAAUGCGUACCUGGUCUUCAGCCCAACACAACGGGUAUCAGGCACCACUGCCGAUGAUCAUGGCGCCCCCGGCGGCACCAAAAUCGGAAUUCGUGCACUACCUCUCCGAGCUAACGCAUCAACAAACGGCCAGCCUAAACAUGAUACCACCACCAACUGCCCUAAGCAGCUAUCUUGCUUCUCAGCAGAAAGCGAUGCCAAUGGUACCGUCGUUUGCUUCUACCGCGGAUGAUUCCUUGACAAGAAAGUACGAAACAAGUGCGCUAACGCCAAACGACAUAUCACCGGUUCCAUCCGUCGGUGGUACGAAAGCGAAACGUUUCGAGAUGUCUAACGAGGACUUUAUUCGAUACAUCGACAGUGAAGUAUUGAAGGAACCAAUUCCGAGCGUAAACGUAGUGGCUCCAUCGCCGGAACUCGUCAAGCAGAACCACGGAGCCUACUUGGAGGACGUGACCGUAAGUGAGGACGAACAGCGAGCACCGGAAAAAGGACCGCCCGAAACAAUGGAUCAAUUUAGUAUUGUCGAAAACAGCGCCAAGGCGCUUGGCGAGAAGGUGGAGCUGAGCUGGGCUGACGUUGCAGAUAAGAACUCUUCUCAAGUGAUAAAUAAAGAAACAAUUCGACAAAACAGCGUGAGCCUCAAGUUCAGUCUAUUUAUGAGAAACUUUCCGAAGAAGUUGAGAUUAAUACAACAGAACCCAGCGUUGCUGAGCAAGUUUCGGAAGAAGAUGCACAGCAGCAGCAGGAUUAUGGUGAAGCUCAGGGAUACGCUGGUCGACCGAUGUGAAGAACAUAAUCAACUCGUGCCAGCUAUGCUGCCUAUUGAGGAUCAUUCAAUUCAACAGUCUCGGGCUACAAAUCCCCAUUGGAGCAUGGCACGGCAAGCGAUGAAAUCCAGAGCUUUUCCCGUGGCAUCCUCCAAACCACGAGAGCCUGAAGUGCAAUUAGCUGCUGGCCUUGUCUAUGAAACUGACGUAGAGACAGUUGACCAAGAAGUAGAUCCGAAUGAAAACGUACAACAGCCAGGAAGUGCGGAGCAAACUGUAACAAAUGGUGAUGGUGAUUGUAACGUUGUUCAAUCGAUUACGACUCUUGAAGACCAGGCCGUAACUGCAGAACAGCAGGAGCAAGUGUCAUCGUCUGCCGACGGAUACCAUCGUGAUGAAAACGUGAUGUACCAAGCUCCUCAGUAUGAUGCUACUAGCUACGGAAACGAGACCCAGCAAGCGGUCACUGAAGCCUACCAGUAUCAAGCGGUUGAGGGCUCAUAUCAAGAGGGCCAGUAUGUCGAAGGGACUGCAACGGAUCAAUCUAUGUAUCAAUAUCAAGAAGGAGCGGACCAGACAAAUCCUUACGACACGUCUGGAACCUAUCUUGAUCCCAAUCAGCAACAGUAUCAGUACGAUGAAAACGCACAAUACUAUAACCAGCAGCAAAGCUAUGGCGAAGGCCAGUACUAUAGUGAAAAUGCUGACCAGCAGGCGCAACAACAACAACAACAACAGUACUACGUUGACAACACUGGCCAACAACAGCAGCAACAGGAACUGUACGAAGGCCAGGAAGAGCAACAGCAAUUGGCAACGGAUCAGUACACAGGAGAGCAACAGCAAAUGUACUACCCAUCCGAUGGACCAGACCAAGCAAACUCACAGGACGCCCCAGCAACGGCUGAAGGCGAAGCACCAGCUGGUGUAACGGACGCUGUAGAGGACCCAAGUCGGGACCAACCCGAGGCAACCAAACCUGCGGACCAUUCUUCGUUGGAUACAACUGCCGUCAGUGAUCCUGCGAAGGAUCCUUCCGUGGAAACGAAAAACACGAUCCCGUCGUCUACAAACGACCAGCCACCAGCUACCGAUACGCCAACGGUGAGUUCGGUAAACGACGAGAGCGAUUUUGAUUUCUCCACUCAGUGA
Molecule: messenger RNA, 2274 nt
Organism: Anopheles bellator
Lineage: Eukaryota; Metazoa; Arthropoda; Insecta; Diptera; Culicidae
Exons: 6
Coding region: 1-2274 (757 amino acids)
Source: RefSeq, a predicted model, not a curated record